UAAAACUGAGACACGGCUCCGUAACACAGCUGCAGGUUGGCCUUCGUAACUACAAAGAAAUUUCUGUCCGCAGCUCCAGUCCGAGUCUCCGAUGGACACGAGAUGGGUGAGGGUGCAAUUCGUACAAACUACGGUCCUGGCGAUACUUAUGUGGCACAGUUUGCAGAAAGCCCUCGGCGAAAGUAAUGUCCUCCCAUUGCAACGGGUUUACCUCACUCCUGAAUCCCCUGUGGCAUACAUCGAAAGUCCGAACUACCCCGAUGCACUCUACCCAGCCAACACGCAAAAGCAGUACCACGUCGAGGCAGUAAUGCCCGAUCCUGUCAGACAAGCCACAGUUCGAAUCCUUGUAAGCUUCGAGAUGUUCCUCAUGGAGAAGAGUCACUUCUGCUACAAGGAUGGCUUGGACAUCGUCGAUAGAUUCGGACAACUCAUGGCGUACUGUGGUCCGCAAGCGGGAAGGACGCUCUUGACGGACGACGGCACAGUGCGCAUGCGCAUGUACACAGACGGCGAGACCCAGGACCGGGGAUUCCGAAUUAGAGUGAAGCUCUACGAGUCUCCCUGCAGUCAAACUUUUAAACGAAAACAGUCGGGCCUCAUCAAGUCGCCUGAUUAUCCGUACAGCUAUGGGGCGCACAGACUUUGCCUCUGGAGGAUAGAGGCACCUCGAGGAAAAGUCGUGCGGCUCAGAUUCGACGGGUGGUUCGACAUACGGAGUGAGGACCACGAGACCUGCCUCAUGGACUACCUCGCCGUUAGUCGCACUGGGAACUUCAGCACGGACAUUCACAGGAUGUGUGGACAGACCAGGCCGACACGGAUCACAUCAAAGGGCAACGCUAUUGAAAUAAAAUUCUUCAGCGAUUGCUGCGAAGAGGGACGUGGAUUUCAAAUCCGGUACGACAUCGUGGAACCCGUUCGAGUUACUCCCACGCCUAUGACGCACUACACGGCUCCACCAACUUGCAGUGAAUCAAAAUGUGGGCAAGCGAACAUCGUGACUGCAAGAAUUGUCGGAGGGGGAGAGUACAAUGAGCACAAAUACCCGUGGCUGGUAGCGAUCAUGAACCAAUACGACGAGUUCAUCUGCACAGGGAGCCUCAUCAGUCAGAGACAUGUUCUGACGGCAGCUCAUUGCUGUCACAAGCAAAGGGAACUGUACGUUAGACUAGGUGUACACCACUUGGACGACCAACCAUCACGGCACAUCGCCCAGUGCAUCAUACAUCCUGGCUAUAAGAGGCUAAACUACGUCAACGACAUCGCUGUCAUCUCACUUCGACAGCGCGUCACCCCAGACUCCUUCGUCCGUCCCGUUUGCCUGCCCAUCGCGGAAGACGACGACAAAAUCGGGAAGAAUGGGGUCAUCGCUGGUUGGGGCAGAGAAGCGGAAGGAGGAAAAGACAGAGCAACACCCAAGGAAGCCAACGUACCGUUUGUCUCCAAUGCCGAAUGCGUAAAAAAGUACGGGCCCGUCAUACUCGAUUCCAAUAUAUGUGCCGGAGGUAACAUGGAAGACGCGUGCCAGGGUGACAGUGGAGGACCGCUUAUGUCUCCCUGGCACGUGGACGGCAAAUACGUACAAGUGGGCGUCGUGUCCACGGGCAUCGGCUGUGGCAGAGAUGGAUUUCCCGGAAUCUACUCGCGGGUGUCUAAGUAUCGCGGUUUCAUCAGCAAUAUCACGCAAGAACCAUGGUGCUCGAUUGAUGGCGACGACAAACAACCGAUGACAUUCAUGGAGAGAGGUUGCGGCAUUCCAACUGUGCGACGCAGCAAAAGGAUCGUUGGAGGAAGCACUGUUCCAAACACAAAGUAUCCCUGGCUGGCUAGCAUUGUGUACGAGGACGAGUCGAUCGGCACAGGGUCCUACAUCGGCCGGGGCUUCGUCCUAACAUCAGCCAGCGCGGUGGUAACGGCCUUGACGCACGAGAGGAACCCUCUUGCCGUGGAGCUCCUGGGACAGCGCAUUCCAGUGCAGCGGGCAUACCUCCACGAGCUGUACUCAUUUCCCCACCACGACCUAGCACUACUUUACCUGUCACAUCGAACGGAAGACUUCGUUCCGAUAUGCAUCGUGAACGAAAGUGAACAACACCAAACUGGAGACAACGUCACGGUAGUAGGACGAAGAAACGCAAGUACAAAUUCCCCAGAGACUAGCCUAUUGCAAGAGAUGAAAGCAGAAGUAGUUAGCCAAGAUUACUGCAACCACUAUUAUGAAGGAAAGGUUACCGAAGGCAUGCUGUGUGGCUUGGGAGACGGCGAGGAUAUAUGCGACGGAGACGGUGGUGCACCUGCAAUGACCACGGCUCCUGACGGUCGGCGAAUUCUGGUAGCCGUUGCCUCAUCCGGCUCCCGUUAUGGUUGUGCCGUCCAAAACGUACCGAGCAUCUACACGAGUGUCUUUCAUCACAGAGACUGGAUAUACAGCGUAACUGAACGUGAACAUGAAUGAGGCGAUUCCAAUGCCAUGGACGCACCAGACGCACAAGGAAUAAAUGUUUUUGUAAUAUAUUUCGAUCCGUUAACUUUCUAUCACUGCAAGCUGCCUGCGCGAUUGUAAUGUGCUAUUCACGUGGACAGCUUCAAGAGAUGAAGACCAGUGAAGAAGAAAUUGCAAAGGGCAUUCCAAUGUCAUGGCGCUAAAGACGUAUGUCCUGUUCCUGACUCUCUUGCUGUUCUCCACAAUCGCAGUCGCGAUACAGAAGGUUCCAGAAAACUACCCCCUUGGAAGAGAGCGAAGAUCUCGGUUCAGUUUGAAAGACAUGGAAGGAGAUGGUUUUAGGAAAGCCCAAGUGUUCAGGCGCCUGCGGAAGAAGCCUUUGUACACCGAAGUGGCUGCCAACCUUGUCAUUGACGCUAUAACGUACGUGAAAGACUGAACUAGGGGUCGAUCACAUUACUGUCAAAACAAUUCUGACGCUUCCAGUUAUAAUUUCUGCUCUAAACAAAUGCGAAUUAAAAUAGUUUUAACCAAGACA
This is a messenger RNA of Ornithodoros turicata, 2984 nucleotides long. Its product is annotated as ovochymase-2-like. Gene Ontology annotation, biological process: proteolysis; complement activation. The record is from RefSeq and is a predicted model, not a curated record. Lineage: Eukaryota; Metazoa; Arthropoda; Arachnida; Ixodida; Argasidae. The transcript has 20 exons. Gene Ontology annotation, molecular function: serine-type endopeptidase activity. Gene Ontology annotation, cellular component: extracellular region. The coding region runs from base 92 to 2458 and encodes 788 amino acids.